AUGAGAAAACUCCUCGGCAAAGUAACUGCCGAAAGCAGCACCGACACCCACUCCAUCGGCAUCACCAGUGCGCCGCAAUAUCAGGCCUCCUACAGACCCAGUGCCUCUCAGAACGUCGUCUACCCUGCCGGCGCCCCCAUUCUAUGCCUCGAUACCUCCACCGAUCACCGAGCUGCUGUCAUCGCCGGUAGACAUGUUCUCAAGACCAUCCUCUUCGACGGCCUGUCCGUAAGCGAAGGUACCGACCUCCGUGCCGCUAUCAAUUCCGCCUCGAGCAAAGGCGCAUCGAGCUCUCUGACGGCAGACCAACUCUCCAUUCGAGACGUCAAAUGGCACGGCGACGCCACCAUAUUUACCGCCUGUGCCAACGGCAAGAUCUUCUCCUACGACCUUUCGAGGAUUGCGACCGGCGGCGCUGCCCUCGAAUUCGUUCAGACGAGGGAGGAUUCGCGCCAGGUCAACAGUCUCGACAUCAACCCUCAUAGGCAAACCACCUUACUCUCCGGGAGUCAGGAUGGCCUGGUGCGGUAUUUCGACAUUCGCGCGCCAGUACAAAGCAGGUCGGGGGGGCUCACCUACAGCCCUCGAGGGGCAUACAAGUGCAACGCGGACGGAGUCCGGCAGGUCAAAUGGUCACCCAAAGAUGGCUUCUACUUUGCCUGUGGCACCGAGUCUGGCGUCGUGCUCAAGUGGGACGUACGCAAGAUUGCUCAGCCAUUGCUCAAGAUCCCUGCGCAUGACAAGGCGUGCGCCUCCAUCUCGUGGCAUCCGGACGGCAACCAUCUGAUCAGCGGCGGCUGGGACAGCAAAUGCGCUGUAUGGGACAUGUCUAAGAAUGCCGAUAAACGUCAAAAGCCUCGAUGGGUCAUCUACACACCCGCCUCUGUAUCUGCGGUGGCGUGGCGGCCUGGUCUUUGGUCUGCCAGCGCUCAGGGGAAACGUGCCGCUCAGGUUGCUGUCUCCUACGACGACGGCAGCCACAAGCGAUACGGUAUCAACGCCGUACAUAUCUGGGACUUGGCCAGGCCCUCCAUGCCAUACAAGGAGAUUGAGCGCUUCGAGAUCUCCCCCUCAGGUUUGUUGUGGCAGAACCAGGACCUUCUCUGGACCGUCGGCCACGACGGCUUUUUCAACCAAUGCGAUGUAGCAUUUGCCCCGAAAGUCCUCGAUAGGCAAUCUGUGUCGACCAUGGCACUAUCUGCUAGAGGCGAUGCCGUCAUGUUCCUCGACGAGCGACUACAUGACCGCCCACGACCUCCAAUCGUCCAUCAUCAGCCAAGCGUCGUGCCUCCACGAACAUCCUACAGCUCAAGUCCGACGACACCGAUGCUGAGCAUCAGCCGCAGUGACUCUGAAGAAGAUGUCGUCGGCAGCUUUUUGGGGCCUCGUCGGCGAGUGAGCAGGAAACGCAGGCACAGUCUGCGUUCCAUCCCCGUCCUUAGCACCACCCCUCCAUCGGGGCCAGGCCUAAGCGACGAUCUCGUCUUGGGUCUUGAGCAAGCCAUCAAAGUCACUGGCACUUACAAGACUCAGCAGUCUAUGGCUGUUGGUCAUGUGCCCGCAGCAGCAAGAGUCGAUGUUUAUCAAUAUCUUUCCAGCUACUAUCUUGAGACUCUGGAUAAAGAUCUCCCGUUUGUCGAUGGAGCGAAACCACUAGCGCAAAGAAUCGCUGGCAUUAUGGAGAAAUACGCACGCGCUGCAGAACACGUCAAUCUAUUCCGCCUAGCACAAACAUGGCGGAUUCUGGCUUACUCAAUGAACCUCUUGUUGAGCAGAAGAGCGCAAUUCCACCUCGAGACGCGACUUGGGCGAUUCCAGAAGAGGCGGUCCAUUUCCAAAGGCAAAGAUGUACCCAAGCUCAGGGUACCGAGAGCAUUGGAUGUUGUUGUGGAGAUUAAUGGGGAAGAAACCCCUCGACGGCCGUCAGCUCUUACAUCCAAUGGCACAGACAGCAAGUCUUUGGGGCCACGGUCCUUGCUCUCCGAAGAGAUUGAAAGCACAUCCAACGUUGCAACCCCAAUUGCGAGGGCCAUCAACGAGGAAAAUGCGGACCAGUUUGAGGAAGCUCAGCUGCCGCCGGUCAAAGAGUUGGAUAGCUUUGCUUUGCCCCCCGCUGCCCACAGUACGUUCAACAUAAGUCCAAGGAGACGGCUGGACUCGGUUCCUUUGUCUACUACAAGUCAUGAAAGCGAUCAGACGCAGGCCUCCAUCACAGAGGGAUACGACUUCUAUGAUACUGACGCACUGUCUCAAGCGAUAGAUGUGCCCGAGCCAAAGAAAAAGGAGCAGAAGCCCUUGGACUAUGGCCCCCGCACGCCGAAUAGUCGACGUCCGUUGCGACAUGAUUCUGAUGGCUUUUCUCAAAUGUUCUCCAUGUCUGAGAGCAGCCGCCAAACUUCUGGGCUGGCAUCAUCCUCUGAAGGGGGUACAUCAGCGUCGGCUCACUCCAUCACUAGCUAUCCCACUCAGCUUGCACAUCAAAAGAGUGCCAAAGAGCAGGGCGAAUACGAAAGCCGCAUCCGUGGCAAAGAAAUCGAGGACUCUCCAGAACAUGGCGCCCUGGCGUCACUGCAUGGUCCUGGCGAGAGUAUGCCCCAGGAUUCUCCAGAAGAAAUCUUUAUGAUUUCUCAGACGACCAUGGCUUCUGAUACGGCUACGGACGAACCGUCGACACGUUCACAGCUGGGAUCAUUCCCUGCGACCUACGAAGACCAUGCACCUCUCCACGUCGGUUCCGACUACCUCCCAUGGCUGGAAGACCCAUCAUACCCCCAUCCUUUAUCAUCGAACCCAGAGGAGGACCGCUCACCGCCGCUAAACCCGUGUACCCUCCUCUCUCGCGCCCUGGAUUUCGAAACACGGACAUCAGCGCUCAAUGCCUCUGCCAUGGUCCUACUGCUGAAGCCCCUCGUGCCCGAAUCCGUCAUCGAUCCCCAUCGCGCAUCCUCCAUCCUCCGGCAGCAUCACUCGCGCCUGACAGGAAUGAAGCUCUUCAUCGAAGCUGCCCUCCUCCGCAAGCUCUGUAUCAAGGGUUGGCCUGAGGGCAUUCCAGAUUGGGGCGAAAACUACACAUCCAUCUUCGGUCCCGCCCAACAAGGCGUCAAGGGCGGCUUUAUCUGCCCCAGCUGCCACAAGCCGCGAGAGCUGGACCCGUCCCUCGGCUCCAGAGCCCUUUGGAAAUGCGACCGCUGCCGAACAACGAUGGCCCCUUGCGCCGUAUGCGGCCACCGCGAGACCACAGCCACGAUGCUCUCCCUCGCCGAAGGCGUUCCCGCCACCCCGGCACCAACCGACCCUCUCAGCGACGGGUGUUGUCCCCUCGAUGGCUGCGGACACGCGUGUCUUCCCGGCAAAUGGCGAGACGAGAAGUCGACGACGCGCUCAGACGAGCUUGGUCGUGCGGCUGUCGAGAAAGUGCGCAUCGGCGGGGGCGGCUUGGGCGGCGGCGUCGGUGGAGGGGGUAAAGCCGAAGGGGGACGGAGUCCCGUGAUCCCGCCAAAUGUCCGCGGCGACAGCGUCGAAGUGCCGCAGAGUCGUGCGGUGGAGAGCGUCCGCGAGGCGUUGGCGAACGGUACACCUACGUCAGGGAUACUCAGUUCUAGCCCGGGGAGCAGGACUGGACCCGGGGAGCGCGAGCGGAGGAAGAGCGUCAAGUUUGUGCCGACGGAGCGCUAG
Colletotrichum scovillei is the source of this 3675-nucleotide messenger RNA. Its product is annotated as WD domain-containing protein. Bases 1 to 3675 code for a protein of 1224 amino acids. Gene Ontology annotation, biological process: positive regulation of TOR signaling. The transcript has 3 exons. Gene Ontology annotation, molecular function: protein binding. Lineage: Eukaryota; Fungi; Ascomycota; Sordariomycetes; Glomerellales; Glomerellaceae. The record is from RefSeq and is a predicted model, not a curated record.